AUGGUGGGAUUAAAAGCGUUUCCAUUGACUGUAAAUGGGAAGUGGCGUUGUUUUCUUAUUUUUUUCUCCUCUUCCUUUCCCCAUUCUUUCGUCCCUCUUUCUAUUUUCUCUUUCCCUUUUCUUUUCUUAAUCGAUUUUCAUCCGCCUAAUUUUCUUUUUUCUUCUAAAUCAGAAUCUUUUUCUUCUUUAGAAUCUUUUUAUUCUUCUGCAUCGUAUUUUUUCUUCACCAAAGUUCCUUCUUCUUCUUCUUCUUCUUCUUCUUCUUCUUCUUCUUCUUCUUCUUCAUCAGAAUCUUCUUUAGGAUCUUUUUCUACUUCCUUUUCAGAAUCUUCUUCUUCUUCUUUAAUCUUAUUUCUUCUUCUUCUUCUUCUUCUUCUUCUUCUUCUUCUUCUUCUUCUUCUUCUUCUUCGGAAUCUUCGGAAUCUUCUUUCUUUCUUCUUCUUCUUCUUCUUCUUCUUCUUCUUCGGAAUCUUCUUCUUCUUCUUCUUCGGAAUCUUAAACUUUUUCACAAUCUUCUUCUUCAUAAUCUUCUUCUUCUUCAAAUUCUUUAGAAACUUCUUCUUCAGAAUCUCCUUCUGUUUCUUCUUCUUCUUGUUCUACUUCUUCAGAAACGUCUUCUCCUUCAGAAUAUUCUUCUCCGGAAUCUUCUUAUUCUUCUAUUUCUUCUACAUCUUCUUCAGAAACUUCUUCUACUUCUUCAGAAGCUUCUUCUCUUUCAGAAUCUUCUUCUCCGGAAUGUUCUUAUUCUUCUACUUCUUCUACAUCUUCUUCAGAAACUUCUUCUUCAGAAACUUCUUCUUCAGAAUGUUCUUCUACUCCUUCAGCAGCAUCUUCUUCAGAAUCUUAUUCUUCUUCUACUUCUUUAACUUCUUCUUCCACUUCUUCAGAAACUUCUUCUUCAUAAUCUUCUUCUACUUCUUUUUCUAUUUCUUCACCAACUUCUUCACAAUCUUCUUCUUCUACUUCAACUUCUUCAGAAACUUCUUCUUCACAAUCUUUGCUCUUCAUAAUUUAAUUCUUCUUCUACUUCUUCAACUUCUUUUUCAACUUCUUCAGAAACAUCUUCUUCAAAAUCUUCUUCUACUUCUUCAGAAACUUCUUCUCCAGAAUAUUCUUCUUCAGAAUCUUCGUCUUCUUUUUCUUCGUUGGAAUAUUCUUCUUCAGAAUCUUCUUCUACUUCUUCUUCUUCAGAAUCUGUUUUCCUACGUCAGAAUCUUCUUCAGAAUUUUAUUUCUUUUUCUUUCCAUUAGAAUCAUUUUCUUCUUUAGAAUUGUCUUCUUCAAAAUCUUAUUUCUAUUCUUCUUCACAAUCUUGUCCUUUAAAAUCUUCUUCUUCUUCAUGAGAAUAUUCUUCAGAAUUUUCUUUUUUCUUUUCAUAAAAAUCUUUUUCUCUUCUUUUCUUCUUCAUCAGAACCGUCUUUUCAGAAUAUUCUUCUUCAUCAGAUGUUUUGCUUCUUCUUCAGAAUCUUCUUCAAAAUCUUAUAUUUUUCUUUUCAUCAAAAUCUUUUUUUUCUUUUUUUAG
Acanthosepion pharaonis is the source of this 1521-nucleotide messenger RNA. The record is from the annotation of a GenBank genome assembly. NCBI's taxonomy places the organism in Eukaryota, Metazoa, Mollusca, Cephalopoda, Sepiida, Sepiidae.